Molecule: messenger RNA, 3066 nt
Organism: Myotis daubentonii (Daubenton's bat)
Lineage: Eukaryota; Metazoa; Chordata; Mammalia; Chiroptera; Vespertilionidae
Gene: TCF7L1
Product: transcription factor 7 like 1
Biological process (GO): canonical Wnt signaling pathway; regulation of transcription by RNA polymerase II
Cellular component (GO): chromatin; beta-catenin-TCF complex
Molecular function (GO): DNA-binding transcription factor activity, RNA polymerase II-specific; RNA polymerase II cis-regulatory region sequence-specific DNA binding
Source: RefSeq, a predicted model, not a curated record
UGAAUGCGAGUGAGUGUGUGCGCGCCGGAGCUGGCGGGGUUCCGCGCGGCGCGGGUGUCAGCUUGCAGCCGGGCUCCUCCCUCCGGCCCCCCCUGCCCAGCCCGGCGGGCCCUCCUUCCUGCCCCGCUCGCCCCUCCCUGGCGGGCCAGGCGCUGGGACGCCCCGGCGGAGCAGGCGGUGGCGGCGAGUUGGGGAGCCCUGGGCUCGGCGCUGCCGGAGGGGCCCGAGCCGAGCCGCCCCCGCUCGGCCCGGCCGCGCUGGCCCCGCUUCCCGCCGGGCCACGCCCUGUCAAACUUUGUUGCUGCGGCCGCGGCGGCGGCGAGCGGAGCGGCCGGACGAGCGGGAGGGAGGGGCGCCGAGCCGGGCCGGGCCGGGCGCGGGCGGCGCGGGGCGCGGAGAGCGGUGGCCCCGGCCCGCGGCCCCACCAUGCCCCAGCUCGGCGGCGGCGGCUCGGGCGCCGGGGCGGCCGGUGGAGGGGACGAUCUCGGGGCGAACGACGAGCUGAUCCCCUUCCAGGACGAAGGGGGCGAGGAGCAGGAGCCGAGCAGCGACAGCGCCUCGGCGCAGCGGGACCUGGACGAAGUCAAGUCGUCCCUGGUCAACGAGUCGGAGAACCAGAGCAGCAGCUCGGACUCGGAGGCGGAGAGGCGCCCGCAGCCCUCUCGGGACGCCUUCCAGAAGCCGCGGGACUAUUUCGCCGAAGUGAGAAGGCCCCAGGACGGCGCGUUCUUUAAGGGUCCCCCGUACCCUGGGUACCCGUUCCUGAUGAUCCCGGACCUGAGCAGCCCGUAUCUCCCCAACGGACCCCUGUCUCCCGGAGGAGCACGCACGUACCUGCAGAUGAAAUGGCCCCUCCUCGAUGUCCCCUCCAGUGCCACCGUCAAGGACACCAGGUCACCGUCCCCAGCACACUUGUCGAAUAAAGUUCCUGUCGUUCAGCACCCGCACCACAUGCACCCGUUGACACCCCUCAUCACCUACAGCAGCGACCACUUCCCCCCGGGCUCCCCGCCCACACACCUCUCCCCAGAGAUUGAUCCAAAGACAGGAAUCCCCCGGCCCCCUCACCCGUCGGAGCUGUCUCCCUAUUACCCGCUGUCUCCUGGAGCUGUCGGACAAAUCCCGCACCCCCUCGGCUGGCUCGUCCCACAGCAAGGACAGCCCAUGUACUCCCUUCCUCCUGGUGGCUUCCGGCACCCCUACCCUGCCCUCGCCAUGAACGCCUCCAUGUCCAGCCUGGUUUCCAGUCGGUUCUCCCCUCACAUGGUGGCUCCGGCCCAUCCUGGUUUGCCCACCUCAGGGAUUCCCCACCCCGCCAUCGUCUCCCCCAUCGUCAAGCAGGAGCCGGCACCCCCCAGCCUGAGCCCAGCCGUGAGCGCGAAAUCACCAGUCACGGUGAAGAAGGAGGAAGAAAAGAAACCCCACGUGAAGAAGCCCCUAAAUGCCUUCAUGUUAUACAUGAAGGAGAUGAGGGCCAAGGUGGUGGCUGAGUGCACCCUGAAGGAAAGUGCCGCCAUCAAUCAAAUCCUGGGAAGAAAGUGGCACAACCUGUCCCGAGAAGAGCAGGCCAAAUACUACGAACUGGCCCGGAAGGAGCGGCAGCUUCACUCCCAGCUCUACCCGACCUGGUCAGCCCGGGACAACUACGGUAAGAAAAAGAAGAGGAAGAGAGAAAAGCAGCUGUCGCAGACACAGUCCCAGCAGCAAGUCCACGAGGCAGAGGGUGCUCUGGCCUCCAAAAGCAAGAAGCCGUGUGUUCAGUACCUGCCCCCCGAGAAGCCCUGUGACAGCCCUGCCUCUUCCCAUGGCAGCAUGCUAGACUCCCCGGCGACCCCCUCCGCAGCCCUGGCCUCACCGGCUGCCCCUGCUGCCACCCACUCGGAGCAAGCCCAGCCCCUCUCCCUCACCACCAAGCCGGAGGCCCGGGCCCAGCUGGCUCUUCACUCUGCUGCCUUCCUGUCAGCUAAGGCUGCAGCCACGUCCUCUGGCCAGAUGGGCAGCCAGCCCCCACUCCUCUCCCGGCCCCUCCCCCUCGGGUCCAUGCCCACAGCUCUGCUGACUUCUCCCCCUUCCUUCCCAGCCACGCUCCAUGCACACCAGGCCCUCCCCGUGCUCCAGGCCCAGCCUCUUUCCUUGGUCACCAAGUCUGCCCACUAAGCUGCCCUGUGACCUAUGCAGGCUGUCAAGUGACCCGUCGAGUAGUAAUGAUUCAGAAGAGGAAGGGAACAAAAAGGAAACUUUAUUGGUCAAUAUUUGACCACCCUGGACUGUUCUGUAAAGUGACUGGUAACAGCAGCACUUUACAUUUUGUAGAUGUAACCAGUAGCUGACCUUAAGGCUUUUUUAAAAAACAAAACAAAACCCACAAAAAAAAAAAUCUUUAAAAGAAAGAACUGAAAAGUAGUGUGUCAUUCUUCCCGUACAUGCAGUGGUGGAUGGACCUGGGCAAAAGACCCUCCUCUCUCUACCUCUGAGAUCGCCUCCUCCCUCCUCCCGCCUCCCCCUGUGCCCCAGCCCCCCACCCGGGCUGCGUGGCCACUGCUGCGACUCCUAGCCUGUUGCUUCUUCAUCUAGACCCCAUUCCCGGACGUUUCUUUUGAUCUCGCCCCAGUUCUUUGCUCAGCUCCAUGGGUUCCUGCCUCCAUCCUUUCGCCCUCUGCCCAGUGUAAGGCUCUCACCAUGUGAGAAGACCCUGCCUGGUUUGUCUCCACCAGCACCCCUCCCCCCAGUGGCCCCAGCCUCCAGCCUUCGAAGGGGGAAAGGUCCUCUGAAAUGGUUCUUCCCUACACACAAAGGGACUCAAGGUGCCUGCCACUUCCUUAGUGACGAAAUCCGUGUUCCACCCUUCACCGGUCAAGAUCUCCCCCUCACAGUCCCAGAGCGGCAGACAGGAACUGCUCCGAGGCUCAGUCUAGCUGUCUGCCAAAGUUCUAAACACCCUCCCUCCCCGUCACCUCACAUGCUUCUGUGUGUAUUUCUUUUUGUUUUUAUGGGGUUUUUGGAGCAAUUUGAACUCCCAAUAAGCUGUUUAUUUUCACAAAAGAAAAUAAAAUUGCAAUUGCAAGA